This is a messenger RNA of Achroia grisella, 4226 nucleotides long. RefSeq names its product PAS domain-containing serine/threonine-protein kinase (gene Pask). Gene Ontology annotation, biological process: intracellular signal transduction; protein phosphorylation; negative regulation of glycogen biosynthetic process. Gene Ontology annotation, molecular function: protein serine/threonine kinase activity; ATP binding. Bases 55 to 3756 code for a protein of 1233 amino acids. The record is from RefSeq and is a predicted model, not a curated record. Lineage: Eukaryota; Metazoa; Arthropoda; Insecta; Lepidoptera; Pyralidae. The transcript has 22 exons. Gene Ontology annotation, cellular component: cytoplasm; nucleus; cytosol.
CGCGUAUCUUCGCAUAUAUUUACAAUUUGGAUUAUUAAUAUAAAAGUCAGAAAUAUGGAAACUACAGACAUUUUCAACUGCAACAGAGUUAAUGCAGGAGACACAUCUACGUUAACACCUGUGAAACCUAGAUUGGGAAAAUUCAUCGAUGUUUACUCACCUGAACAUCUGAACUUGACACCGAAACCUAGAAAUAAGAUACCUUUUAAUGACUUGAGGAAUGAUUGCCCUAACUUGCAUACACCAGAAAAAUAUACAGAGAUUGAUUACAAAUGCAGGACGGUCAAGCCACCACCACGCAAGCAUCAUGCACUUAGCAACUAUUCCUUUGAAGGCAAUCAAAGCUUUCCACGUUUGAGCCGCAGAAUCAGGCCCAUUAAAAUGGAAUUGGAAACACCUACGAAAGUAAAACCUGCUGUAGAUUUAGUGAGGGUGGAUGGACCAAAUGGUCUUCGCUUCAAUACAUCCCUGGCUGCAGGUGAUGUUACAGGAUCUCCAGCACUCUCACAGACUGAUAGGUUACAACAGACCAUCAAUCCAAGCAAGGCUGUGUUUACUAUUGAACCAAGUAGUUCUAAAAUUCUCAUAGUAAAUAACAAAGCUUGCUCGCUACUAGGCUACUCAUCAGGUGAAUUGUGUGGACUACGUUUCUCAGACUUGCUCCGAAACAGGAGCUGUAAGACCUUUAAUCUACAGGACCCUGAAGAUGCUGACGCUUCUGAGGAUGGAACUAUUGUAUUACUUAGUGGAAAGGUAGUUGAACUCCUGACAAAAGAUGGAGGCACAGUCCAAGUAUCAUUGUGGAUUAGACAACUGGACAGUGAUGGUCCUUGUUUAGUGGUUGCUGAGCCUGUCAGCUGCAAAAAUGUUGUGCUAACAGUGGAAGCAGAUACGGGACUGAUUGUUUCAUGCUCUGGCGAGGAUGCAGCAUUACUGUUCCAGGCUGACUCCAAUGACAAACUUGUGGGGUUGCCCAUCGCAUCUCUCAUACCGUCCAUACAACUGCCAGCCCAUGAUGUACUUAUCACAAAAAGCUUGUCUAAGCAAAAAGCUACAGGGAGAACUUUAGACGGCGGAUCUUUUCCUCUUUGUCUUUGGAUAUCAAAAGCAGAUAACACAGAAACAGCUAUGUGGACCAUGAAGACUCACAAGGAUCGACCACUGUUUGACAUUAACGUUAGGGUGACAUACAAUGUUAGCGGUUUACUAGUUGUAGACGAGAGUGGCAUCAUUACAGCUUGUAACCAUCACUUUGCGAUGCUAACAUUCGGCAAACCGCAUUCCGAAGUGGUCGGCCAUCAUAUUGAGGAAGUUAUACACAAUUUCUGUCGAGAGUCAGAUAUGGUAAAGGUGACAGAUAGACACAGAAAUAUGACACUGUCGCCUGUGAACAACGAAAAUGGUUCAGUGGUAUCAGACACAGACGAUGACUCAUGUGGUGCAUUCAACGGCAGCCAAAAAUCAGCAUGCAUGUCUCUUAACGUCCAGCCUUCUAUGCUAUCCAUGACAAGAGAGAAAUCGUCCAGCGCUCUCUGCCUUGACAAAUCAUGCAGCCUCAUUACCCACACUCCCACGCCUACGCAGGAUAUGGUGUCCAGUAUAAGCACCACUGAGCAAAGAAAUGACAUUUCUGCGCUUCCUGACGUGACUUCCGGCAUGUCUGGUAUUUCAAUAGACGAAGAGAACUACUGCCCUAGUAGCAUUUCGAAGUCGCGAUCUGAAAAUAUCUUACGCUCCGAACAAAGCAAUGUAUUAAUUAAACAGACAUCUACUAAACCUUCAGAAAAGUCUGAUUCUAUAUAUUACACGUCGCAACAUUCUCAAGAGGUAACGCCCACGGGGAAUGCUCCGCGUGUACGAUUGAAUGAUCCGUCACUAAGACUUUCAUUUGACUCAAGUAAAUAUAGAUCGUUGAAAGUCAACUUGCCCGGUCAAGUAAGAGAUGAUAGGAGCAGUCUAUCUCUGGACUUUUGCGAUUCGAACGAAACGAGCGCGGACUUUCUGACACCUAUAAAUGAGAUGCCUCCACCUGGUUGUGAGAUUGAAGAGUUGCCAAGACAUAAUGGUAACGAAAGUGUAGAUAGUUUCAGUAAUGAUAAUGAUUUAGAGACUCAAACAGAGUCAGCACCGAGACGUAAAUAUGAAGAUGAGGAGGCGGUGACGCCUUGUGUGAUGCGGCGUAGUACUGCGCGUGCGCACGUGACGUCGACCCCGCACCAGCACGCAGCUGUCGCACGAGCCCCGCUCGCAACUCGAGACGCUCGCGACGGCACCUACCGCGGACUCGUGCUGCACCGCGACGGCACGCAGCUCAGUGUGCUGUACACUGUGUCGAGCAUGCAGUUGUCGACUGGUAGAGUAGCGUGUGUGUGGCUCGGCGUACAACUCUCCAGUGACGACGCACCGCGACAUGUCACGCUCGCUUCCAGUCUCGCAUCCACCGCUGACAACUCGCUCGUACUGGGAAAUAAGUCAGUUAGCAGUCGGCCGCAGUCGAUGUCACUGAUGAGUCAGUGUGGUGAAGAACAAACGAUUGGAGAAUACAGUAAACAAUAUGUUACGCUCAAACAAAUUGGUAAAGGCGCAUACGGAUGUGUGAAAAUGGCGUAUCGACGGUCGGAUAAGUUGCUAACGGUCGCAAAGUUUAUAUUGAAAGAGAAAGUUGGCGCUCAGUUCUGGGUGGACGGGCCUGAUGGUAGACGCCUCCCGCUCGAACUCAGCCUGUUGCUGACGUUAAAACAUCCUAACAUUGUGAGUGUGGUAGAUGUGUUUGAAAACGACAAGUACUUCCAAAUGGUGAUGGAAAAGCAUGGAGCUGGUAUGGACUUGUUUGAAUUCAUAGAACGACGGCCAAGACUAGACGAGCCACUCCUCUCAUAUAUAUUUAGACAGAUAGGACAAGCUGUAGAAUACUUGCAUUCACUAAAUAUUUUACAUCGCGACAUAAAGGACGAAAAUGUGAUCAUAGACAAUAAGUUCCAUGUAAAAUUGAUAGACUUCGGCUCUGCAACGUUUAUGAGUAAAGACACGCUGUUUUCCACCUUCUAUGGUACUACAGAGUAUUGUAGUCCGGAAGUUUUGGCGGGAAACAAGUAUGCUGGACCCGAAUUGGAAAUGUGGUCGAUGGGGAUAACGCUGUAUGUGCUGACAUUCUUUGUUAACCCAUUCUCUGACAUCGAGGACACAAUACAGGGCCCGCUGGCGCUUCCGCAACUGGUAUCUGAAGAACUGGAACAGCUGCUACGUUGGAUGCUGUGUAAAGAACCGUCACAGCGAUGCGCGGUGACACAGCUGAUGGCGCACCCCUGGAUCCGGCAACCAGUCACCAUUACCAACUAUAUCUUCCACGAGAUCGUGGACUGCGAUCGUCAUGAAGCAAAUCCAGAAAUGUACUAUAAUGGAAGCUUGGGUUCGCCUCGAAGUGGAUCCCCAGUUUCCCUUGCUGACCCUCAUGUUAAAGAGCAGUCAAACGAGGUGGCGGUGCGAUCGGAUGAUAAGAACGUGUCUCGAUCAGAAUUAAAGCGUGGCUCGCUAGCGCUGCAGCCGCUCACAGCCGACCGCGACGCCCACUCCGACAACUAUAGCCUCCGCUCCUCUGCUGACAUACUGGAUAUAUCAUCUAAGCCAGUAUCGGAGGCUGCCCUGACAGACAUCAGCUCGGACGCGACCGGCCACGCUGCCUGCGAUAUCGACUAUGAUUGCGACCAUUACGAGUGCGACAGCUGGGACGAGUGCGAGCAGGACAGCUUCUCAUAGUUAGACGGAGAUAGGUAUACUUGAGUUUAGUCUCUGUCAGGUGUGACGAUUAUGAGGAUGCAUUGAUUUUUAAUAGAUGUAAUGUCUGCACUGAUACGGAUAUUAUUGAUGUCGUAACUGCAUAAUAACUUUGCCUGUCCUUAGUGCAUAAGUUAGGUGUUACAUUACUUAAUUCGUAUUGGAUUUUAAUUGAUGUGGUAAUAAAUUUAAAUAUUUUUGUGCUGGAUCGGCUAUUCUACCAAUAAGUAACUUCUAUGGUAUACAAGACAUGUUUUUAAAAUGAUGCGACUAAAUGUUAUUGUUUAGGUGAAACAAUUUUACCAUUGAUAUGUGUCUGAGACCAAAAAUUUAUUACUAUGCUUACUUCGCUAAGAUUACAUUUUUUAUGAAAGAAAUUCAAGAAUUUCCUAAUAAUAUCCUUCGAGAUCUUCAUUCUAAUUAUUUGGAUAUACAAUCCAAUGUUUGAAAUA